Messenger RNA from Lichtheimia ornata, 1269 nucleotides. RefSeq lists its product as uncharacterized. Bases 1 to 1269 code for a protein of 422 amino acids. Lineage: Eukaryota; Fungi; Mucoromycota; Mucoromycetes; Mucorales; Lichtheimiaceae. The transcript is spliced from 3 exons. The record is from RefSeq and is a predicted model, not a curated record.
AUGUCUGAUACACCUAACGACAAUGAGCCUUGCCAAAUUCAUGUUCCUACAGAGGGCUGGAGCGAGAACCGUAAAAAGCUUUUUCAAAAAAGGAUCGAGACGCUCUUGAACCAUCCAGAGUUUAUGUUGGUCUACGUGCCUAAAGAUGAGUCAAAAAUGCAGCUUGUAAAGCCUGCCGACAAUGCAUACCAUCGAGAUCGUAUUAUCCAAAGAAUCAACGAGAGUAAAGCGGAUGCUAUACCCACGACUUGGUACACAUUAUCUCAUAUCUGGGGCAAAGUGCAAUACGAUGAACACUGCUGGCAUGAUCUUGGGGACCAUAUGAAUGAUGAACAUGGAAAGCCAUUGAAUUUGUGGGACCGCCCUUACCAACAUAUGCGCCUUGAGAAGCGACAGCCCUUGAUCACACUCUUCAAAAACCAUCCUGACAGCUACUGGUGGAUCGACAACCUUUGCGUACGCAACGUAGAGGCUUCAACACUCAUGGGAAGCAUUUUCACAUGCUGCUCCCAAUGCGUCGCUAUGGUCGACUGUAAACCUGCCGUCAUAUCGCAAAUCCAUGCGAUGAAGGAUGUGGAUAUGGAUACCUAUGAGAAUAUGCCUUUCAUGGCAUUCCUUGAUCAGUACGAGAAGCUGAAUAAUCUCCUCAUCACUUUGACACAAUGCGAUUGGUGGAAGCGUGUUUGGACAUGGCAAGAGAUGGUGCUACCCCAAGAAAUCAAGUUUAUGGCCGAAACGACUACGCAAGUAUCCGAGGAUAGCAUGCUCCAUGUGGAUGAUCUCUAUCGCCUUGAGGCAAUGCUAGGAAGAAUGCUCUUUGUUUUUAUGAAGAAUGGAUCACGACCACUACACGCACCAACCACUGCCUUCAAGGAAUUGAGAUAUUCUCGAACGUUUGAUAAGCAUCGUGUUAUGGAGCAGAUGGAUUCAAGGCUGCUUGUUUCCUUGAUUGAUGUGUUUGGCCGAUCUUCCAGGGAAUCCUUGUAUGCAAUCGACUAUAUAUAUGGUGUGCUCGGCGUACUCCCUCUUGAUAUUCCAAGGACGGAUGAGCACAUCCACGAUCCUAACGUGGUUUGGAAUUGUUUCUUAUCCAAGCUGGAUGAAUUCUUGUUAGAGUUCACGCGUUCGCAAUUCACAAACAACAUUGAACAGAAUCAAGUUCGGCUUAUCACAAUUACUGAGGAAGCACGUAGAACCGAUUUGGCGGCUGCUCGAAACUUGGCUGAUGUAUAUCGCAAUCUCCUCGCUGUAUACGACUGUGUAUCAUAG